Molecule: messenger RNA, 669 nt
Organism: Aspergillus pseudonomiae
Lineage: Eukaryota; Fungi; Ascomycota; Eurotiomycetes; Eurotiales; Aspergillaceae
Product: CVNH domain-containing protein
Exons: 2
Coding region: 228-563 (111 amino acids)
Source: RefSeq, a predicted model, not a curated record
CUCACGCUCCAAUGACCGCCACCACGAUCCACCCGCUAUGUCACCCUGCAUCGCUAGUCGCUACUUAAUUAGGGAGCAUGGGGCCUUAAGGCAGCAAUGCGGUGGGUGGCCAGCUGAGCGCAGCAGCAUCAUAUAAAUCCAUCCCACCUUGACUUCUGUGCUUCAGUCUCAUCCACUCUUACUUCCUAUCCUCUAUACUCCCUCCCACUACCAAACCAACCUUCAAAAUGGGUUCCUUCCACCACACCGCCCGCAACUGGCGCAUCAAGGUCGACAACGGCAUCACCAUGUUCCGAGUGGAGGUCAAAGAUAUGCACGGCAACUGGAUUGAACGGACCAUCCGUUUGGACGACCACAUUGGCAACACCGAUGGCUGGUUCAUCUGGGGCGGAAAGAACUUCACCAGCACCGCCCGCGAUAUCCGCCUGGAGGAUACCGAGUGGGGCCCCAAGCUGGUCGCCGUGAUGCAAUCGAACAACGGUGGCGACCGUGGUUUACAGGGAAUGUUGCUGGGCGAUAAGAUCGAGAACCGCAACGGCGAGCUUCAUUUCACCGGUCCUUGAAUGAUGCGGCGGGGCUGACAUCGAUUCUACUGUGGAGGAGACGUUUCAAUUCUUUGUGAAUGUUAUAUCUUGAAAUACAUAUGAUAACCUUUUUUUUUUCUGGUAU